Mus pahari (shrew mouse) is the source of this 5746-nucleotide messenger RNA. It is a transcript of the gene Cep135, whose product is annotated as centrosomal protein 135. The coding region runs from base 224 to 3667 and encodes 1147 amino acids. The transcript has 26 exons. The record is from RefSeq and is a predicted model, not a curated record. Lineage: Eukaryota; Metazoa; Chordata; Mammalia; Rodentia; Muridae.
CACCGUGGGCCGCUCCGAUCCGUUACCGGGGCAACGGCGGCGCUCCCUCCCCGUGGGCCGCGACCGUCUCUCUCCGCGCCAUUUUCAAACCGCGCUCGUGCCGGAGCCAUCGGCCGCAGCGGGACGAACCAGCGGGGACGGCGGGUCCCGAGGGCGAUGUGCCUCGCGACGGAGCGGCGGGCUUUAAGUUUGGAGUGUGACUAAGACUGGUUUUAGAAGCAAGAUGACUACAGCUGCAGAGAGAAAGUAUAUUAACAUUCGGAAGAGGUUAGACCAGCUGGGCUACCGCCAGACCCUGUCAGUGGACAGUCUGCCUUUGGUGGAAAAACUUUUCAGUGACCUUGUUCAUACGACAGAAAGCCUGCGGCAGUGCAGAUUGUCGUCGGGAAAGGCAGAAAAGGAAAGUGCCAAUCUCGAUUUUGUUUUGGAACCUUAUAAACUUGAAAAUACAAGACUGAAUAAGGAGAAUAAUGAAUUGUAUCUGGAGUUAAUGAAGCUCAGAGAACACUCAGACAAGCACGUUAAAGACUUGAAAACUACAUUGAAGAAAUGUUCACGCGAGACAGCUGAUCUGAAGUUUCUGAAUAACCAGUAUGUUCACAAGGUCAGACUCCUGGAGAAAGAAAGCAAAGCUAAGGAUGAAAAAAUCCAGCAGCUUCAAGAAAAGAAUCUGCGUGCUGUAGUGCAGACUCCUGGUGGCAGGAAGAGAAACAUUGCAUUUAGGCGCCAACGGAUGCAAAUCGAUGAACCAGCCCCACCCUCAGAAGUCAGCUCAUACCCAGUUCCUCAACCAGAAGACCCGUACAUUGCGGACCUCCUGCAAGUGGCUGACAACAGGAUUCAGGAGCUGCAGGAGGAAGUCCAGCAGCUUCAAGAGAAGCUAGCGCAGAUGGAGAAAGGAGUGCAGGACUACAGCAAGCAGAUUGAACUAAGAGAACGAGAAAUACAGCGACUGUCACUUGCAUUGGAUGGUGGUUGUUCCCCUGAUGUCCUGUCUCUGGAGACCAGAAAUAAAACCAAUGAAAAGCUCAUUGCUCACUUAAAUGUUCAGGUUGACUUCCUCCAGCAAGCUAAUAAAGAACUGGAGAAGCAUAUUCAAGAGCUCAUGGCAACCAAGGAAACAGUGACAACUGAAGUUGUGCACCUAAGCAACCGAAAUGAGCAGCUCUGCCAGGAGCUAACGGAGGUCGACCAGUUAGCUCAGCGGCUGGAAAGGCACAAGGAGCAAGUGCUGGAGACAGCUGACAAGGAGCUCGGGGAGGCAAAGAAAGAGAUUAAACGAAACCUCUGUGAAAUGCGGAACCUUGAGGAAAAAAUGUCAAAACUGCAGUGGGAAUUGGAGGUAAGCCAUAAGGAGAAGGAGAGACUGAACAGUGAACUGCUUUUAAAGUCAGACCUGGAGACUGUUGUUCAGCAGCUAGAACAAGAAAAGCAAAGACUUAACAAAAAGCUGCAGAGUUUUGCAGUCACAGAAAGAGAACUGACUUUGGAGGUUGAGAGGAUGAGGCUAGAACAUGGGAUAAAACGUCGAGACAAGUCACCCUCUCGUCUUGAUACGUUUCUGAAAGGCAUAGAGGAAGAGCGUGAUUAUUACAAGAAAGAGCUGGAGAAGCUGCAGCAUCUCAUCCAGAGGAGAUCUUAUUCUACUAAUUACUCCGCUCGGGAAAAAGCUCCUAUAGUCAAGUGCUCAGAAAAGGGUGACUACAAUGCGGACGUUCACCUGAUCACAAGAGAAAGAGAUGAGCUUCAGCGCAUGCUGGAGAGAUUCGAGAAAUACAUGGAGGAUAUACAGUCCAACGUGAAGCUGCUGACAGCAGAAAGGGACAAGCUAAACGUCUUGUAUAAGGAAGCAAAGGAAGAGUUGUCUGCACUAAGGAAGGAGUCCACUAAUCCGACAUCCCCCAACCAUCUUGUUAGUUGUGUAGAAAAGGAGAAAGAACGAGUGUUAUCUGAGUUGAGAAGAAUUACAGCCGAAAAGGAAACUCUGAGAGAAAAGUUGAAAAAUAUCCACGAAAGGAAUGCUGUUGAAAAAUCAGACUUAGAGAAAACUAUUGAACAUUUGACAUAUAUUAAUCACCAGCUUGAAAAUGAAAAAUAUGAAUUGCAAUCUAAAAUGUUAAUAAUGAAAGAAACAAUAGAGUCAUUAGAGAACAAAUCAAAACUCCAAGCUCAAAAACUUAGCCAUGUGACUGGUGACUCAUCUCAUCAGAAAACAGAGAUGAACUCCCUUAGGAUCAUCAGUGAGCAGCUACAGUGCUCACUUGAUGACUGUCAGCACCGACUUUCCAUAAAAAGAGGUGAACUUGAAUCGGCCCAAGAGCAAAUUAAAAUGCUGGAGCAAAAACUAGAGAAUCUCAGCCACAGGAUGACGGCGCAGAGCGAAGAGACUCACGCAAUGAAGAAGACCAUUGGAGUGAUGGACAAAGAAAAGGACUUUCUCCAGGAGACUGUGGACCAGAAGACGGAAAAGAUCGCCAGCCUACAGGAGAGCCUCCUUAGUAAAGAAAAAGUUAUUGCCCAGUUGAAGGUCACAGUCUCAGAGUAUGAAACGUCACUUAACCAGCUACAAGAAACUUUGACUACUCGAGACCGAGAGAUAAACAGCCUCCGGCGCCAGCUUGAUGCGUCUCACAAGGAGCUUGAUGAUGUUGGGAAAUCUAGAGAGAUCUCUUUUAAGGAAAAUAGAAGGUUACAAGAUGACCUGGCCACAAUGGCGAGGGAAAACCAGGAGAUCUCACUGGAGCUGGAAACAGCAGUGCAAGAGAAAGAAGAGAUGAAGAGCAGAGUCCACAAGUACAUCACUGAGGUGUCGCGGUGGGAGAGCCUGAUGGCCGCCAAGGAAAAAGAAAACAAAGACUUACUGGAUAGAUUCCAGUUGCUUCACAACCGUGCUGAGGACUGGGAGGUCAAGGCUCAGCAAGCGGAAGGGGAGAAUAGCUCAGUCCGCCUGGAGCUGCUGUCUAUCGACACAGAGAGAAGGCACCUGCGGGAGCGAGUGGACCUCCUAGAGAAGGAGAUCCAGGAGCACAUCAAUGCACAUCACGCGUACGAGUCUCAGAUCUCGUCGAUGGCUAAGGCCAUGUCUCAGUUAGAAGAGGAGCUGCGACGUCACGAGAGCGAGAAAGCCACUGUGUUAGGUGACGUAUCGUCUCUCCGAGAACUGUGCAUCAAGCUCGACUCAGGCAAAGAUGUCAUGACCCAACAGCUGAGUUCCAAAAGCCUGGAGCUGGAGCGGGCAGUAGCAGAAUUAGAGAAUGUAAAAUCAGAAUCAGAACUGUUAAAAAAACAGCUGAUGAAUGAGAGACAGACAAUUAAAAACCUCGAGUCGUUGUUAGCUACAAACAGAGAUAAAGAAUUCCAGUCCCAUUUAACCUCCCAUGAGAAGGACACGGAAAUCCAGCUACUGAAGGAGAAGUUAAACCUUUCAGAAAGCAAACUAUCUAUACAUUUGUUUUUAAGAACUACCCAAAGCCGAGAAACCUCCAUGCUUCGAACUAAAGUGACACAGUUACAGACAGAUUAUGAUAAUCUGAAAAGGCAGAUGUCGAAUGAGAAGUACGAACGAGAGCGAGCAAUCCAAGAGAUGCGCCGACUUGGUCUUCCUACAUCACCUCUGAGCUCUACUCUGAAAUCUCCUGUACAGACUCCUGAUCACAUAAAUGCAUAGUUACCAGGAACGUAUGUAUCGGGUCCCAAGGACAGAUUAUGGUUUUCAGUGAGUUUCUACAUGGAUUUUUUUUUUAAGAACACAGAGUAAUGAGAUAUUUGAAGUCCUUGUUCCUGCGAAUCAUGAACACCGACACAAAUUCUACCUCUGUCAACCUUUAUUUAAAUCAGUGGAUAUUUAUGUAAAAAUGUUUAGUUUUAAAAGAGCCUUAUAUGUAUAUUUUCAUAUGUGAAAAACAAAAUAUGUAUUAAUAGCUUAACUGAUGUGUUAUGUGAAUUUUUAUUAUUCCCAACUAAAAUUACUCCUUAAAAUGUGUUUAUACUGUGAAUUACAUUAACAUGCUCACAUUAUGUUUUAAUAAUCUGUGCCUAAGUGAACUAUAAUAUAUGCAUGUAAAUAUUCUUGCACUAUUUAGGUGUGUUCGGUUUUCAUGCCUGUGUUUAUAGCCCAUAGCAUGAUGAAUUCAGAGAAUGAUCCAUUUGAUGCUGUUCACGUAAGUGUGACAUCAGUCCACGUGUGCUGUCCACGUGUGCUGUCUAUCACACGGGGGAGUCUAUUUAAAUCUAGUCUAAUAGAACUCUUCUUCUUCUUCUUCUUUUAAAGUAAAGAAAGGGUUUAUGUGAGUUUCUGGUUCCAGAGAGCUAGGACUCCCUCGGGGAAGCAGAGCGGCUGACAGCAAGCAUACCACACAGAGCCUAGAGUGACCAGGACGUAAGGGGGGGGUGCUGUGCACUCUGCUUCCCCCAGGGACGUACUUGCUCCAGUAAAUCUGCACCUCUUAGACCUCCCAAACAGCACCCCUCACACCUGGGGCCAAGUGUUCAAGUCUCCGAGUCUGUCUGUGGGAUACAUUUCUCAUUCAGACAACAAUUCCUAAAAUGAAAAAUUCAAUUGAUACCAUUUUUUUCCCCUGAGGUGUUUUUGCUAUUUCUGAAAGUUCAGACCUACUGGAGAUCAAUAAACUAAGCUACCUGUUUGGAAAUUACUUACAUUUUCAUCAACUUUGAAAAACGUUUUCCUGGCUAUAGAGGAAAUGUGCCUAGUGACCUCAUCACAGAACUCUGGAUGAAGUAGUUAUCACCAUGUGUGAUUAGUGCAAGCAGGAAGGGCAGCAGUGGGAGACAUGUUUAUCUAUGUGGGCCUUAUUUGGGCUGUCCUAUGUGCUCUCCACAUGACACACUUUUUUUUUUUUUUAAAGAAUUAAGUUAAAAUAUAUUCAGUGUUUGUAAAAUAAUCAAAUGAAAAAUUGGGGCAUAUUUUUUUACUAAUUAAAUUCUUCAGUGUAUUAGUCUAAAAUUUCAGAAUAGGAAAGUAUAUAAGGUAAAUAUAGAAAAGUGUUUUUGUUAAAAGUCCAGUAUGCAUCUGACGAUACCUAUUUGUGGCCUUGAAUCCUGUCUAAUAUUCCCAGUCUUUCAGAAUAGUGUGUCACCAUCCCUGUGGCGUAUAAAUUGAGAACAGCUUUUUACAAUUCCCUUUCAAGGUUGUGUAACUCUAAAGAAUUGAGGUGUGUGCCAACCCUUAGAAAAGAGUAGACAUGCAAAAUAAAAUGUCAGAUACCAAUACUAAUCACGUACCAACUGUUCACGUUUGAAGAAACCCCUCUUUUAAAACUAGAUUUCAUUAUGAUUGAGAAAGAACUUAAAAGUCAGCACAGGCCAGCGAGUCAGCUGCGCAUAACCCGCUUUGUUUCCUCUUGGCUUAUUUUAAAACGAUGCUCUCUGUGAACAUCCCUGAGGGUGGGUAGACAUCCAGGUAACUAGUGUGCCUUGUGUGGUCAGGGUGUUCCCUUUGCAGUUAUUUGCUGCAUAUUUGAAUAUAGGAUGACUUACCCUACCACUAUGUUUAUAAUUUAUUCAUUCUAUCUCCUUUGAGUAAAUUCAUAUUUUAUAGCAAAAUAUGAAAAAAGGACCAUUUACAAUGUCAUUUGGAAAGUCUUGUAAUAAAUACAUGUGAUAAAAUAUUUGUCUCCACCUUUUCUCCCAAAGCAACAGCAAGACACACUUUCUUAAGUGUUCAUUUUUAAUGUUUUCUGUAAUUAUAAAUGUGUUGCUUUCAAACUUGUUAUUUUAUAACCAUCAU